Pseudomyrmex gracilis is the source of this 6908-nucleotide messenger RNA. RefSeq names its product protein sprint (gene spri). Gene Ontology annotation, cellular component: cytosol; endocytic vesicle. The record is from RefSeq and is a predicted model, not a curated record. The coding region runs from base 586 to 4647 and encodes 1353 amino acids. The transcript is spliced from 16 exons. Gene Ontology annotation, molecular function: small GTPase binding; guanyl-nucleotide exchange factor activity. Gene Ontology annotation, biological process: signal transduction; vesicle-mediated transport. Lineage: Eukaryota; Metazoa; Arthropoda; Insecta; Hymenoptera; Formicidae.
UCGCGUCCGCCAGCAAGGCGAGACUCGUUCGAAUCUCUUUGUUUCGCGUCCCAUUUCGCGAAAUUGCGUUUUCUUUGCUCGAAAGUGUUGAAUUUUUCGCGUUGAAAUUCUAUCUGUUGCUAUAAAAUUGUAGGAAAAAACAAAGAAAAAAACAUACAAAUAUCGCACGUGCAAACGUGCAGUUUGGAGAGAUUUGUUUAUCGCGUGUGAUGAAAAACGUAAUUUCGUCACAUGGUUUAUCGUGCGUGUAAAGUUUUAAAUUCUCGCGCGUCUCGGAGAUUUAUUACCACAGCGCGAUCAAUAAAAUCGCGCGAAAUUCACACGCCGCUGUAAGUUUCGCGAACACCCAGUAUGCUGAACGCUAAAUUUAGACGAAAGAAUUUCCGCGGUAUCCAGCAGCUUGCGGCCAUUCGCUCUUCGCGACUUCGCUUUUACUUGAUUUUCGCGAAACGAGCCUAAGUCAACGUCUUCUUCGCUCGAAGAUUCUCACGCGCGCGUGUCUCCGAAUCGCGCGUGGAUGAUCGCGCGCGUAUGUCGCGGAAGAUAUGUGCGCGCGUUUUACCGCGUAAAACCGCGUAAGAAAGGAUGCUCAUCACGAAGUACACCACGAUCUUAUUGCGAUCCACCAAUCAGCACAUUAUCAGAAGUGAUGUCUUCCUGGAACCGUAUCUGCAGCAGCACGGAACCGUUCAGGUGGUCAGCUCGCCGAGCACUCCGCCGCCGAAUCCGCUGCAGCAUCGGCAACUUACGCAGCUACAUCAUGUACAGAGCGAAGAAUCACUGUCGUCGGAAGGUUCGGCCACUUCGGCAGGAUCUUCGGAAUCCACGGAAGAUUCUGGCAGCGAAGUGGCGUGCGACAUCACCCUCAUCGAAAGGCUCAUACGCUCGCAUCCGAUCUGGUUUCUGCCGGGCAUUCAGAGAGCCGGAGCUUUUCAUCUGUUGCAAGGCAAGGAGGAAGGGAAUUUCGUGGUGCGGCAAUCAAGUCAGAGCGACACAAUGGCCCUAUCUGUGAGAUUACCCGCGGGUAAGGGGCCCUACAUCGAGCACUACCUGAUCCAGGCCAACAAGGGCAAGCUGAGUCUGGAAACGAGCGAGAACAGGUUCGACAACAUCCCCUCGUUGAUCGCCCAUUACUCGCAGUGUUGCGACGAAUUGCCGGUGCAAUUAACGCUGCCGAGAGCGAUGCGGGAAGCGAAGAACAGACAGCAAUUGUCAUCGUUGGCGUUACUAGGACAAGAAUUCUGGCGGUAUCCCAUGGCGAAUCCGAAGCCGCCGGAAAGCAGCAGUAGCAAUACUUCUAGUCUCAGCAGUUUUCAUGGCGGUAACAACAACCAUAAUCACAACAAUAAUAACAUGGACACGCCAACUACGGAGAGCAUAGUGCUCAACCUGGCUCCGAUAUCGUCACACAACACACACACGUCCUCGCCGACAAACACCGUGAACGCGAAUAUUUCGACAUUCACGUCGUCGUUGCCGCGUCAGCCGCGUCCCACUCCGCCAAACACUCUCAACCUGACAACCUUCAACGAACCUUUGACUGACAGCAAAAGAGAUCGAAUCUCAUCACCGAACGACAAGCUCUCUCAUAAACUGAUCUCGCCGAACCUCGUGCAGAGCGUGCGGUGUCCCUCGCCGGUAGUUCACAACGUGGAAAACAACGUUCUGAGCCCGAUUCAAGACGUAAAGAACUUCGACACUCUGAAGAAUGGAUUGGACACACCGAGGUCGAUAACGGAAUUCCCCAAGACCUCAACGAAGUCAACUUCCAUGUCGAGUUUCCACGAGAACAACUUGUCGUGCACUACGUCGCCAGUACUGCCGGAUAUUAGAAACAUUAUUGCUGAGAAUCAGGGAAUGGUACAGAGUGUAAAGACACCGCCGCCGCCGCCUCCGAGAUGGGCCAAACCCGGUAUCAGUCAAAGUCAAAGUAAUUUCACAGUAACCACGACAGUGACCUUCAACGUGAACCAGAACAACGACACUUCUCAGCAAAAUACCCCGUCGGAUCCCAACACGUCGCUGUUGAGUCCUCAAUCCAACAAAUCGCUCACUUCUAACUUUUCCAUCAAGUCACCCCUCUCACCUAACACUCCCGUUAUUUCUCCCACUUCGAAGAUGCUCUCGAAGACAUCCUUCAUGGUUUCCCAAAAUACUCCGUCUAGCACCAGCAAGUCGAAAAGACGUCGCGACCGCGAGAACCGAAAGAACUCCCAGCAUUAUCAAGAAUCGGACAUUUUGGACUCGUACUAUCGUAGCUCGCCGGCCGACAAGAUUUCCGACUACGAGGACAUUUGGAACACGACCGAUCAGUCGACGCAGUCGACCUGGAACGACAGCAGAUUGAAGGACACCAAAAUUGUUUGCACUCCGCAGGAUCGAUUGAAGAGUCCGACCGAUCGUCUGCUGAGUUCCAAGGAGCCCGAGAAGAGCCUUCUCAACGAAAGAGUGCCAGCGGGAGAACAGGUGAUUCUGAAGAACGACAGGUUCAUGAAGAACGACAAGAAGGCCUACAAGGAGAUGAUGAGUCCGGAGUUCAGUAGCUUCAAGCCAGUUAUUCCAGAAAUAAAGAGUCCCGAUCAAAGUUCACCAGAGGAAACUGGAAUGGGCAGAAAACCCGAUCUGUUAUCCAGAGUUUGCAGUGCAAAUUCGCUGAACAGUCCGAGCACGGUGACGCCACCGAGGAACAAGCUCGGUCUCGUUCUUGCGAAGUCGGAGAGCAACAGUCCGCAGACUCCCGAGUCCAAACAGAGCAGUCCUUUUUACGCGGAACCGGCCGACGCGAUCGCUCAGAACGCCGCUCAGAUAAUUCCAAGAAGACGACCGAUCAGAACCAAUCCGGCGUUGAACAAGUACCGACACAGCGAACCGGGCUGGCUGCAAACUCCAACGGGGAACAACUCGAAUCAACUGCAUCCAAUCGACGGCUGGGAGGAACCGCCAGAGGAAACGGAGGACAAGACACCGUUGAUUUCGUCGUCGGUCGACAAUCUGGCAAAGAGACUCGGUCAGACCAGGGAGAUAAAAAAGAUUCCUCGAGCGAAACCAGUUCAGCCGCCGAAGAUUAGGAACAAAGUGUUCACCGAUACUUCGUGGGCGGUGGAUUCGAGUUGGGAGUUCAUCGGCAACGAUACGGAGAGUUGCGAACCGGAUUACGACUGUGAUGCUGUUUACGAUAGCGACAACGUCGCGAGGAAAUUUCCAGGUGACGAAGAAUGCAACAAGGACGUUGUAGGAAACAUCCUGACUGUUCAGAGUAUCAUUUUGCAGCGAUACCCGGAACUGCUGAAGCCACCGGACACGUGCGAGUCACUGUACAGCGAUCGGAAUUCCUCGUACGACAAUGUGGAGAAGCGAAACCUGGAGCGCGAGGACACGCCGGAUUCGCGUAGGGAUCGUACGUACGAUCCAUCCGAAUGGGAGACCAUGUUGGACACGGAUGCGGAAAGCGACAUCGAGAGGAUCAAGCGAAACAAGAGCUUCAAGGAACGACUGGAUCCUCUUUUAUCACCGCCGCGAGUCCAGGCGCUCUCGAGGAACCGCGAACAGCAGGGCGGGACCGGAACAACCAUUCGAGCUUACGCGCUUCAGCUCGCGGCGGACAAGACCACGACCUUCUCGCAGAAUAUCGACAACUUCAUCCAAUGCACGCGGGAGAGCAAAGAGGCGAGUCCGCACGUGGUGAUGCGCAACAUGCGGCAAUUUAUGUCGGGCAUGAAGAAUUAUCUGGUGAAGCACGGCGAACGCGAGUUCGAGAAGGAGGUGGAGAAGGAGCGGUUGAAGUUGCGAUCGGACGAGUUUCUCAAUCUCGACGCGAUCCUCGAAGACGUGAUGAUGAGUCUGGUGGUGAGACCUCUUCGGGAGCACGUGUGUCACCUGUUUAUCGACAUCUUUGCCGCUUCCGGGGCGUUGCAGACUCUGGCGGAGAACAUUCAGCACGCGCAGGGCAAGACCAUUCACGAUCUCGGUGUACGAACGAAGAUUAUCCCUCCCUCGGAAGAGAAUUUGGAGCGCAUUCUCAAGUGUAUCGGACGACUGCAGAGAGCCGAUUCCCCGUUGGAGAAAUUGGAGCACUUGCUCGCGGCCAUCUCGGCCAUUUUCAACUCUGUGAAACAGACCAACUCGGGCAGACACAUUGCGCUGGGUGCCGAUGAUCUAUUGCCGCUAGUGAUCUGGGUAUUGGUGCGCGGCAAAGUGGUGGACGCUGAAAUAGAAGCGGAAUAUAUGUGGGGCUUGCUGCAUCCCUCUCUAUUGAGCGGCGAGGGUGGUUACUACCUGACUACAUUAUCGAGCGCAGUGCACGUUCUUAAAACCUUCAAGUCCAGCCAGAGCACUUUAUCUUCGUUGAACGGUUGCGGAACACCGGACUGUUCGCCUGUGCUGCGAAUUUUGGUACCGGACGAGCUACACGGAUCGCUGAACACCAGGACGCUGCCAGUGCGACCCAACAUGAACACUAGAGAGAUCUGCCGUAUCCUCGCGCAUAAGAUCAGAUGUACAAAUCCGCAGGAUUACGGGCUCUUCAAGUUGGUGCAGGGAGAAGAAACGUUGCUUGGGGAUCACGAGUGUCCGCAGGAGCUCUCACACUGUCUUUUCGCGUACAAAAGAAUCGACGCGAAGAUAGCGUGGCCGAAAACCAGCUCUUAAAGGUGCAACGAAGAGUAUUUCAAUCGCUUUCAAUUGCUUCCUUAGAUCUCUGUCAUAAGCCAAUAUCCGUGUGUUUUUCCUAAAAUAUAAAACAUACUUUUCAUGACAAACCUGAUCACCAAGCUAUAUAUAUAUAAAUAUAUAAUAUAUUAUAAAAAAAAAACAUAAUAUAUACACAUAUAAUAUAUGGUAUAUGAAUUAUAUAUAGCCUUUGGCAGAAAUAUUAUUUCAGCAUUUUUCAAGCUAUUCGAUUUCAAACAAUUCAGGAUUUCUAAAAAAAAAAAAUAUUUUCAACACUGCCAAUGUCGUUGCGUUUAUUUAAAAAAAAAAAAAAAAAAAAAAACUAACAGUAAGACUAUGCGCGAGAUAGUCUUUAUCACUCUUGCAUAAGUAUUUUAUUUAGAGGUACUUAAGCACGAUAGAAAAUAAAAUAAUUCGAUGAAAAAAACAAACAAACAAAAUAACGAAAGAAAUUUCGAACAUGUGUCGUGCAAUGUUCAAUCGUGAAUUGACUUUCGGUGUGAUAUACAUGUACGUCGUCACGUAAAAAUUCAACAAAUUUUUUUUCUUUACCAAAUGACUGUUCGGCAUCACUUAUUUUGAUUCUAAAUUGAUCGCCAAUUGAAUUUCGUCGAGUAAUAACGAGGAAAAAGAAAACAAAUGUCGCGUACAUACAUUCGCGCGAGAUGACGGUAAUCUUGGAACGCGUGUGUGUUGCGACAUUUACGUGUAUGUGUACGUAUACACAUAUAUAUAUAUAUGUAUACGGUGUUUCGCAAAAAGAGAGACGCGUAUGUAUUUAUAUGUAUACUCAGUAUUCAGUAUCUCGUGGACGUUUGCAAUAAGAAAAGAAAGACGCUGCUGUUUCAGAGCAAAACUGUUAGUUGAGCGAAGUGGGACUUCACGCGUGUCGGGAGAAUAUCACACAAAAAAAAUUGGAGGACAAAUAAUUUUUUCCGAAUAAUCUCUUUCUUUGACGCUAGUAACUGAUAACUCAAAUAAUGUAAAGGCAAUCGAGGAAACUUCUUUUGUCAGUCUUACAUUUUUUGGAAAAAAAAAAAAAAAAAAAAAAAAUCUUUUGUGAAGAAAAUGUGAUUUAAUUCAAAUACUUCAAAUAUCAACUUCACUGAUGAUCUCUUUAGAAACACACUUGAGGAUCCCGAUACUUUACGAUUCUAUUACCCUUUAUAUAUAAAUAUAAAUAUAUAUAAAUAUAUAUAUAUAUAGAUAUAUACGAAAGAUAAAAAAAAUUGCUCUACAUUUUCUAUGCACUACCGAUAUUCCGUAAUAUCGAGUGACAAAAAACAUUUAGUAAGGUGAUGUUUUUCGGCAAAGACGCAAAGUUUAGAGUAGAAAAACGAAGAGGAUUAGUUUAGGUACUCUAUUUUAAGUACUUUCUCUAUGAAACGAAAAGAAAAAAAAAUUGCGAAUUCUAUAUAGUACGAUAAGCAAUCCGUAUAAUCUUAGGCAAAUUUCGUGUAUUUAUUCUUACAAACUGUAUACACACAUAUUUUUAUUAAUAUUUUUCACACAUGUGAUCCCUCCUAUCUCUUCCUCUUUCCUCUUCUCUCUUUCUGUUUUUAACGCAGAAGAUCUUGCCAGGCUGAUUUGAAUCGAAAAGGCUGUGUAUUCUCUGUAUGUGUGUACGUGUACCAAUAAAAAUUCGCGAACUAAACGAUAAUGAUAUAUAAUAGUAAAAUAUAUAUAUGCAAUAAUUAUAAUCGGCAAUAUAUAUGUGUAUUAAAAACUUGAAAAAUAUAAACAAACACUCGAUACUUUUUGGAAUUUGCAAAGAAAUAUCGAGAGGACUUCUUAGAGUUGCAAAAAAAAAAAAAAAUAAUAUUUACGACUAUUUUGCUACAGAAAGCUCACACAAAUCAGCCUCGUAUCUCUUAUCGUAUCUAUUAUCUUUUACAAUUUUUGCGCGCACUUGUUAUAUAUGUAAUAAUAAUAUCAGCGUUCUUAUAAAUGUGUACAUUUUUAUUCGUAUUUAAUUUAUUACACGCGUUUUUCUCUAACGUAUUACUAUCCUGUAUGUAUAAUCGUGACUUUUUACGUAGACGUCGCUUUUGUCCCUUUUUUUUACGAUGAUUAACAUUACGAUAAUAACAAAUGUCGAUAAUAAUAAUGCUUCUAAUAUGCUAGUCAAGUCGAUACAAAUCUCUCCGAGAUUUGUAAAAGUACAUAUUUAAGUGAUGUAUAACUUUUUAUUCGUUAUCGUUGAAAAAAACCCGUACUAUUAAAUUAUCAUUAUAAUUGUG